GCGGCGGCGGAGCAGCGCUACGGAGCCGCUCGCAGAUUGAGGCCGAGGUGCUGAUCCGGGCGCUGCCGACCCCAGCUGCCAGGAGGAAUCCAUGAGCAGACAACCUUGGAUAUGGACAUCGUCCUGUCGGAUUUUGUUCGCUCGACAGGGGCAGAGCCAGGACUGGCCAGAGACCUGCUGGAAGGUAAAAACUGGGAUCUGAGUGCAGCACUGAGUGACUUCGAGCAGCUACGGCAGGUGCACGCAGGGAAUUUGCCACACUCCUUCAACGAGGGCCGCAGCUACAAACCCCCAGAGAAGGAGGCAGCCCGGCCCGGGCGACCACCGCUGCAGCGGCAGGAUGACAUUGUGCAGGAAAAGCGCCUGUCUCGAGGCAUUUCCCACGCCAGCUCCACCAUUGUCUCCCUGGCCCGCUCCCACGUCUCCAGCAACGGCAGCAGUGAGCACCUGCUGGAGAUGCCCAUCUCCACCUUCCAGCUGCCCGACCUCACGGUGUACACAGAGGAGUUCCGCAGCUUCAUCGAGCGAGACCUCAUCGAGCAGUCAAUGCUGGUGGCACUGGAGCAGGCUGGUCGUCUGAACUGGUGGGCGAACGUGGAUCCCAGCUGCCAGAGGCUGCUUCCCCUGGCCACCACGGGUGAUGGGAACUGCCUGCUCCAUGCUGCGUCCCUGGGUAUGUGGGGUUUCCACGAUAGAGAUCUCGUGCUUCGCAAAUCCCUUUAUGCCUUAAUGGAUAAAGGUGUGGAAAGGGAAGCCCUGAAGCGGCGCUGGCGUUGGCAGCAGACACAGCAGAACAAGGAGUCCGGUCUGGUUUACACCGAGGAGGAGUGGCAGAAGGAGUGGAAUGAGCUGAUCAAGUUGGCCUCCAGCGAACCUCGCGUGCACUACGGCACCAACGGAGGCGGCUGCGGAGGUGUUGAAAGCUCCGAGGAACCCGUGUAUGAGAGCCUGGAGGAGUUCCACGUUUUUGUGCUUGCCCAUGUGUUGAAAAGGCCCAUCGUGGUGGUGGCAGACACGAUGCUGCGAGACUCAGGGGGAGAAGCCUUUGCCCCUAUUCCCUUUGGAGGUAUCUACCUUCCCCUGGAAGUUCCAGCCAACAAAUGCCACCGCUCUCCGUUGGUACUGGCAUACGACCAAGCCCAUUUCUCUGCCCUGGUAUCCAUGGAGCAGAAGGAGUCCACGAAAGAUCAAGCUGUGAUCCCCCUGACAGACUCUGAGCAUAAGCUGCUCCCCGUGCACUUUGCAGUGGAUCCUGGGAAGGACUGGCAGUGGGGAAAGGAUGACGGUGACAACGUCAAGCUGGCCAGCGUGACGCUCUCGUUGGAAGCAAAGCUGCACUUGCUGCACAGCUACAUGAAUGUUAAAUGGAUCACGUUGCCUUGUGACAUGCAGGCGCCUUUGGCCCAGCCGGAAUCCCCCACAGCCUCAGCAGGGGACGAUGCCCGUUCAGCUGCGGAGUCGGGAGAGUCAGACAAGGAGUCGGUCUGCAGCAGCUCAGCAAGCAACGGGGGCAGCAGGGGCUGCAAGGACAAAGAGAAACCAAAGAAAGACCGAGAAAAGGACAAGGAAAAGGAUAAGAAACGGGCCGACUCGGUUGCCAAUAAGCUGGGCAGCUUUGGCAAGACUUUGGGAAGUAAGCUAAAAAAGAACAUGGGUGGGUUGAUGCACAGCAAAACUAUCAAGGGAGGUGUGAGCAACGGGCAGGGGGACACCCUGGAGAAGAAGAAAAAGGGAUCCUUGAAGACGAGGAAAGGCAGCAAGGAGGAAUCCUCCCAGGGAGACCUUUCGGUUCCUGGGGAGAAAAGCUGCGUGGGUAAAGGAGCUUCCGAGAAGCCCUCAGACCCCUACAAGUACAGCAACGACGUGCGGCUGAGCCUCAGCAUCCUGCGCGCUGCCAUGCAGGGCGAGCGCAAGUUCAUCUUCGCCGGCCACCUGAAGACCGGCCACCGGCACCAGUACCAGGAGGAGAUGAUCCAGCAGUACCUCCUGGAUGCUGAGGAGCGCUUCCUGGCCGAGCAGAAGCAAAAGGAGGCGGAGAAGAAGGCGCUGGGGAGCGCCGCCCCUGCCAAGAAGCUGGAGGUGGAGGCGAGGGGCGAGGAAGCCCUGCACGGCCCCGUGUACCCCCAGCCCCCCCCGGCCUACACCAUGCACACCCCGGAUUUGGCCAUCGGCGCUAAAAUGGCCGCGUUUCCCUCCAGCUACUCAGGCGUCUUCACCUUCCCCAGGCCCUCCGUGGUCGGCGGCGGUGCAGAAGGCUCGCACCCCCCCAGCUACCACGAGGGUCGGCGGCAGGUGGCGGGGGGCUCCUGCAGCGGCCUCCCCCCCUACGCCACCCUGCCCCGGCACUGCGCUCAGGCGCGGCCGCAGCCUUCCCACGUGGGGAGGUUCUCCCCCACGGACACGGACGUUCAGCCCAGCUUCCCCACGGAGUGCGAGGCCCCUGCCUGCGUUCCCCCCCAGCACAGCAACGGUUACCGGGAGUACGUGGAGCAGGACGGCCCGCAGAAGGGAGCAGCCGUGGACAAGACGAGAGGCAGGGUUCUUUAUGGCGUUCAGCAGACCAAAUGCAAGCAGCCAAACUGCAGCUUUUACGGGCACCCAGAAACCGGGAAUUUCUGCUCCUGCUGUUACAAAGAGGAGCUGAAACGUAAAGAGCGCGAGGCGCUGGUGCACAGGUUCUGAGCGCUGCCAGGGCCGGACCUGCAGCACGUGAGGAAUGCAAUAAUGUGUGGUUUGUCCCCGCGCUGCUCCUCUCGCUGGCUGGAAGGAGGGAGUGGGCUGACAGCGGCGUUCAGCUCUGCGCUGCGGAGGAGAUCCGGGCGAGGGGCUGGGAGGAGCGGUGCCUCCCUGCAGAGACUGGGGCAGAGGGGCUCAUCCUGCCUGGAUGGGGUCGGCGCAGGGGCGAGCUCAGGUGGGAGCUGGGGGCGGAAGGGGGGUCCGGCGAUCCGUAUCCCAGACCAAAGCUUUCAGCUGGACCCCGACGCCGCCCCGCUCCAAUAGUGCUUCCCAGAACGGAGCGGAACGCCCCAUGAUCCCAGUAAGGAAGUCGCAGACCUUUCAACGGAGAGAUUUUUAUUUUUGUUUUUAACACUUUAUUAUUUUUUUUUUUUCCUGGUACCGAGAGAAACGUUGGAGCGGGAUGUUGUCGUUUUGUUUCGGUGGGACCGAGCCCGUCGGAUGUCUCAGCGCCUUCAGCACCACGGGGGCUCUGCCCUCCCCCCCGCGGGCUCGGCUCUGGUUUUUAAAUACUGUUUUUAAGCUCUUCAGGAGGGCGGGAGGGGGACCGAGGGUGGUGUCAGCGCUGAGCCGUGCUGAGUUUUCCUGCAGCAGAGCCGUUCUGUUGGCGGCACAGAGAUGGCAGAAGGUCGGUGCCCCCACCAGCAAAACCUCUGGCGUGGAGCAGGAGAGAGGACAGAGCCCUGCAGCACGGGAGGUAACGCCGCGCCGCCCUUAGCUUCCAGCCCCACGUGGAUACGCGCGAUAACUUUCUACUUGAGCAAGCUACUUCCAUACUACCUCUGUUCUGCUGAAUAGAAUUAACUCGGCUCCAUUUUGCUGAGCCACGUAACUGACCUUUAGGCUGAGUAAUACGAGAGAUAUUUUUGAUAACAGGGCUAAAGAGCGAGGCGUAAGGAAGGCGAACCCGUCACUGCGUCACUCACAGCCACGCGGCCGCGGCGCUCCCCGCUCGGCCCUGCGGUCGCCGGCGUUCACGUCUCGCAGGGGGGGCUGUGAUUCAGCACUGCGAUGUUUGCACAGAUAUAUUUUUUUUGUUUGUUUUUGUAAUUAGGGAUCCCAAACCGGGCUCCAUCCUCGGCCCAGUCCUGUAUAGAGCGAGGUUCAGCAUUUUACCACGUGGAAAUAAAAGAUGAGUUCUGCCGAUAACUCAAAAGCUUUACAACAUUCCCUUGUUGUUGUUUCUCAGAAGGCACCCAACUAUGCAAUCCCUCCCCGUGCUGCUGCGGGGAGAACCGGGCUGCUUACCUGGAGCAUCGCCCACAGCCUUACAGCUCUCGGUUCUGACAGCAGAUUCUGCCCGUUUCAUGUCUGAAACCCCACAGAAUUUAGGGCCUUUCCCCCUGGAGGCGGCCGGCUGCACCGUGCUGCUGUGCUGCUGUGCUGCUGUGCUGCAGGGCGCCCCGGGCUCAGCUGGCUGUAAAUAGCAGAGUUCUUUCACCGGUUUCACUCACUGAAGUUGGUUUUGCUUUUCCUACCGCUGCUGAUCUGAGUGCAGGGCGGCCGUGAGCCAUUGGAGGUAACGGCGGGGCCGGCGGGGUCUCAUGCAGGGGGCUCAGCUCCCGGCCCAUGGGAACGGCACAGGUCAGUGCAGGGGGCUGCUGGGCUCUCAUUGCAGCGUGAAGCUCUGCGCUCCCUGCCCCAACCGUGGGCAGUGCAGGACAGGGGGGAAGGCAGAUCCCGCUGCUGCCCCGUGGCCACGGUUUGGGGGGAAACAUCUCCAUUUCAGAGCCUCCCACAGCGGGCUGAGCUUUGGGCUCUGGGUUCGGCGCCGCUCCGUGUUUGCUGAUAGCAAAGUGCUGUGAGGGGAGAAGCGUAGGAGAGCAGCGGUUGGACGCGUGCAGCCACGUCGGCUUAUGGAGGAAACAAACCGACCCCAUGGCUGCGGGAGGUGCUGGUGCGGCUCCCAACAGAAAACCAUCUCCUACCCCACGUGGAGCUGCUGCCGCUGCUUCUCCUCCUGAGGGCUUUGGGGGAGAAAAGGGCUUUUGGAGGAGUGCUGCGUCCCCGCAGCGUUCCUGAGGGAGAGGAGAAAGGGGGUCUGAGGGCUGCGACCUCCCUGCUGGGCCGUGGGUGCAGUUUCCCAUUGUGGGGGUUUUGCAGGCGCAGCAGCGCGUGGGGCAGCAGCUUCCCCGCCUGCUCUGCCCUCCAUGCUGUGGGUGGUGGGGUUUGUAGCUUUUUUACACACAAAAUUGGGGAGGAAAAACAAACAAACAAACAAAGCUUUAGGCAAAAUGAGGUUUUCAGUGAAGUGAGUGGAAGGGUAUUUUUUCCUACGAAGCGGGGACCCUCAGCAUCGCCGGCCCUCACAGCUCCACCCGGGGGCGAUGGCUGCAUUUCUUCGGGAUUUUUGCAGGUCCUUUUUGUUUCCUUUAUGGUGAAACGGCAAUUCCGUUUUGUUUUAAAGGGAUCCCUCAAUACAAAUCCUAUUUACUGCAAAGAUCUUCACCAUCCACCGCUUCCUUCCCGCGGCCGCGCUGCAGCCCAGCUCAGGCGCCCGUCUUUAUGAGCGGGGCUGAAGGGAGAGCAGCCCAUCUCCAACGCGCCUCUCCUGGGGGAAAGCACCAAGCUGCUUCCUGGGAUGGGGACGGGGCGGCCGCCGCGAUGCCCAGGGCUUCAAAUGCACUUCUUGGGGUGGUGGGAGGA
Molecule: messenger RNA, 5382 nt
Organism: Centrocercus urophasianus (Greater sage-grouse)
Lineage: Eukaryota; Metazoa; Chordata; Aves; Galliformes; Phasianidae
Gene: OTUD7B
Product: OTU deubiquitinase 7B
Exons: 12
Coding region: 112-2682 (856 amino acids)
Biological process (GO): protein deubiquitination involved in ubiquitin-dependent protein catabolic process; protein K48-linked deubiquitination; protein K11-linked deubiquitination
Cellular component (GO): cytoplasm; nucleus
Molecular function (GO): zinc ion binding; DNA binding; K63-linked polyubiquitin modification-dependent protein binding
Source: RefSeq, a predicted model, not a curated record